Kuraishia capsulata CBS 1993 is the source of this 1713-nucleotide messenger RNA. RefSeq lists its product as uncharacterized. The record is from RefSeq and is a predicted model, not a curated record. Bases 1 to 1713 code for a protein of 570 amino acids. The transcript has a single exon. Gene Ontology annotation, molecular function: aspartic-type endopeptidase activity. NCBI's taxonomy places the organism in Eukaryota, Fungi, Ascomycota, Pichiomycetes, Pichiales, Pichiaceae. Gene Ontology annotation, biological process: proteolysis.
AUGUUGGCGGUAAACGUGCUCGCGGUAUUAGCCAGUGUUCUACCGUUGGUCCUGACAGACGACUUGCCCUAUCUUAAACUAAUCCCGAGUUAUGGUGAGGUUUACGACUACAAAUUUGAAAUUGGAAAGCCGGCUCAGAACGUGUCUCUGAGACUGGAUAUCGGCUCUGGAGACAUCUGGAUUCCAAACCUCGCGGACUUCCCAAACUGCACAACAGAAGUGGUCUCGCAAUCCCAUACAAGGACUAUUGCCUCAACAGAAACUGCCUCGGGAUGCCCGUCCAACGGACUGUACGAUAUUGAGCUUUCGAAGUCGGGUCACUACUUCAACCAGUCUUCGCAGCUCACGAUAAAUGCUUCCUAUGUGAACGGGAACGAGUCGGAUAUUCAAGUGAACCAGACGUAUCUCAACUACAUUGAGAUAUUCGGCAACUAUGUCGAGGAUGAAGUGACUUUCAAGGACGACUCUGGGGCCUCGUAUAAGCUGCCUGACUUUGUGUUUGUGAGUGCUAACGACUCCAACGUUUAUAGUGGAGGUCUGGGACUCGGUGCUCCUUCGGGAUCUUCGACCUCGUUCCUGAAAGCAAUGGUUGAAGAAGGAUACAUCAACUCGUCGAGUUAUUCGCUUUCGUUGAAUGGAAUCAACGCCUCAUAUGCAGAGCUCAUCUUGGGAGGUCUUGAUUCAGACCGGUUCAUCGGGCCUUUGGUGGAAUUCGAUUACAUCCCCAUCUUGGAUACUGGAGAAACGUUUGGAUUCGCUUGGUCCAACGAUUACCCCGUUAUUCCACUCACUGGAUUGGGAGUAACCUCUUCCUCUGGAAAGUCGCUCACGUUCUCGCGGUCGUUCACAGAUGGCUUCACCUCCGGGUCAUACCCCAGACCAGCUUUGUUGGAUUCACGGCUCUUGUACAGUUUCCUACCGUACUCAACCUUGAUUGAGAUCGCGGUUCAGGUUAACGCAUACUACUCGUCGGAUCUUGAUACGUGGCUCGUGAAUUGUAACGUUAGUCGGACAGGUUUCUUGGACUUCCACUUUGGAAACCUCACAGUCAUGAUUCCACUUGUCGAGCUUUUGUACGAAGCUUAUGACAACAAUAACACCCUGCUGAGAUUCCAGAAUGGAGACACUGCCUGUUCGCUUGCGAUACUACCUGACUAUUACACCGGCUACACAGUAUUGGGAACUCCAUUCCUGAGGUCCAUCUACAUGGCCGUUGAUGUGGAUUCUCGCAAAAUCGCCAUGGGCCAGGCCAAUCCGGCUUUUAUCUCCAAGGCUGCUUCUGAAGAACUCACCACCACAUCUUUGGUUGGGUUUGGAAAUUCCACCGCUCGUUCGCACACGAGAUCAGCAAUUGACCCGGAUGCAUCAUCCAUUCCGUUUGCUGUGCCGAAUAACGUCACUUCAUAUUCAUCUCUGACCUUGACUGUCACGAAUGAUUACACGAGUUCAGGAAUGACUGCCUCCUCUGCUUCUGCUUCCACUGCGCUCAUCUCUAACGGAGAGGUCAUUAUUGGUGGUGGAAAGUCCCAGUCUUCCUCGAACAUAUCUGCUUCAGCAGCCUCAGAUGUGUCGGGGUCUUACUCGAAGAGUUCCAAAGCCAUCGGCUCAUCUUUGGCCUUGGGAAAGACCCAUGUGUUUGGUGGACUUGCAUCUUCCACUCUAUGGCAGAUCGGGUGCGGUGUGGUAUUUGUUUAUAUGGUGUUGAUAUUGUGA